AUGGCAGCUCAGAAGGAGGUACCUUGUAACCAGUGCACAGGCACAGCCACAGCACUGCAGAGACUGGAAGGUUUUGCUAAUCGCCUUUUCCAUAGGCAUUCAAAGAGUGGUGCGCAUGAACAGAGACCGGCUCUGGAAAAUGAGAGCCAACAUUGCUCUGAACUUGCUGUCCUAUGGGACAAAUCAAUGAAAGAGUUCCUAGCCAAAGCCAAAGAAGACUUUUUAAGAAAAUGGGAAAGCCCCCCUCAGAAUACUGCUGGCCUAGAUGAUUUUGAGAGGCAAAAAACCCUUGGAACAGGGUCAUUCGGGAGAGUUAUGAUGGUGAAACAUAAAUCCACAGAACAGUAUUACGCUAUGAAGAUACUGGACAAACAGAAGGUCGUCAAACUGAAGCAAAUAGAACACACACUGAAUGAGAAGAGAAUAUUACAAGCAGUGAACUUUCCUUUCCUUGUAAAACUGGAGUAUUCUUUUAAGGACAAUUCUAAUUUAUACAUGGUAAUGGAGUAUGUUCCUGGUGGUGAAAUGUUUUCACAUCUAAGAAGAAUCGGAAGGUUCAGUGAACCACAUGCACGGUUUUAUGCAGCUCAGAUAGUGCUAACAUUUGAGUACCUCCAUUCAUUAGACCUCAUCUACAGAGAUCUAAAGCCUGAAAAUCUUUUAAUUGAUCAGCAAGGAUAUAUCCAGGUCACGGACUUUGGCUUUGCAAAAAGAGUAAAAGGAAGAACUUGGACGUUAUGUGGGACUCCAGAAUACCUGGCACCCGAAAUAAUUCUCAGCAAGGGUUACAACAAGGCAGUGGAUUGGUGGGCAUUAGGGGUGUUAAUCUAUGAAAUGGCAGCUGGAUAUCCCCCGUUCUUUGCAGAUCAGCCCAUUCAAAUUUAUGAGAAGAUUGUGUCUGGCAAGGUAAGGUUUCCAUCACACUUCAGUUCAGACCUAAAGGAUCUUCUAAGAAAUUUACUCCAGGUAGAUUUGACCAAACGAUAUGGAAAUCUCAAGAAUGGUGUAAAUGACAUAAAGAACCACAAGUGGUUUGCAACUACAGAUUGGAUUGCCAUUUAUCAGAGAAAGGUAGAAGCUCCAUUCAUACCAAAGUGCAGAGGCCCUGGAGAUACCAGCAACUUUGAUGACUAUGAAGAAGAAGAUAUUCGUGCGUCUCUAACAGAAAAAUGUGCAAAAGAAUUUGCUGAUUUUUAGUAGGAGUAAGAGGACAAGAUGACAUCAGGGCUCACAUUGGGAUCUUUGCACUCUGUUAACAGAUGAGGUGGAGCUGAGACCAUCAUAUGUCAAAACAGUUACCUAGUUACUUCAUUCCACAAAGCUGACUGAGGUCUUUAUUGCCAUCUUCCAUGUGUGCAGUUUGCACCAACCCUUCUAACUAGGCACAAUUAAGCAAGCACUGUUUGUGCAGUAACACAGAAUAAUAGACCACUUUCCUACUUAACUUUGGUUUCUGUCGUUCUUUGUUUCUGUGUAUUGUUCAUUUUCCCCCUUUAAAAUGAAGUAGUUUUUUACCCAAGAAUGCUCCAUUUUAUUUUGAAUAAUGUAUUAUUUGUGUGAGUGAAAUGGAAGGUGUUGCGGCUAGUGUGAUUUAGACUGAAGUGAAAGAUAAAUGUUGCUUCUAGUCUGUGCCAGCCAAUAAUUCUUGUCUGUCUUGUGUCUGAUGCUACGAUUUAUAAUAAUUUUUUAGUAGCUCAGACUAAACCUAGCCAACAUUUUUAGCGUUUUUGAAGGUAGUAUUUAUCGCCAUAUAAAUGUCUGCUAAAUUAACUUAAAAACAUUUCUUCCUGGAGGCUGACCAAAAUUCAAUAGAAUCAAUUGGAUGGCUUGAGUAGGGGACAGUAGCUAGACCCCGUGCCUUGGUUUUCUACAUCCCUGCAGUUUUCAUCACUGCCUCCUUCCUUUGUAUUUCCCACCUAGGUAUUAGGUAAAUUGCCAUAACUAGACUGUAGCAUGGAAAGCUUACAGUCUCGUGAGAGGGAGUGAUUCCACCUGGUCUGGAUUUUCGACCAUGUUUAACCAAGUCAACUUACCAGCAUUUCAGUUGGCGGAUAUGAAAUGGCUUUUUUAAGAACA
Tauraco erythrolophus (red-crested turaco) is the source of this 2076-nucleotide messenger RNA. NCBI's taxonomy places the organism in Eukaryota, Metazoa, Chordata, Aves, Musophagiformes, Musophagidae. The record is from RefSeq and is a predicted model, not a curated record.